Seriola dumerili (greater amberjack) is the source of this 3043-nucleotide messenger RNA. RefSeq names its product fatty acid amide hydrolase (gene faah). Lineage: Eukaryota; Metazoa; Chordata; Actinopteri; Carangiformes; Carangidae. The coding region runs from base 343 to 2106 and encodes 587 amino acids. The record is from RefSeq and is a predicted model, not a curated record. Gene Ontology annotation, molecular function: fatty acid amide hydrolase activity; amidase activity. The transcript has 15 exons. Gene Ontology annotation, biological process: fatty acid catabolic process.
UUAAUUAAAUUUUUAUGUUGAAUAAAUUGAUCAUUCAGUUGAAAUGACUGACUAAGGAGUAGCACUGGCGCCAUCUACGUUGCUUAACGUCUUGCUUUGCUUUGUAGAAGUGUGGUACACAUGCGGGUUUUUUUUGCAGUUGCAAUGAAGGUUAUUUAAGCUGAAGGUACUUCACGAUAGAUAUGUCACUACACGGGUUAACCGCGCCCACCUGUUGACUUCACUGCUCUGACUAGCCCAGUAACUGCACACGCAUGGCUUUAAAACCGUGUCUUUGUGUGUUAGCCUAAGUUAGCCGACGCUUUCCCUUGCGCUUGGAGCGAUAAGACAAACAGGACAACCAUGGAGAAAGUGGAGCAGUUUCUUCGGGGAGUGGAGCUGGAUAACCGGACAGCGGCACUUAUAACGGCUGCUGCAUGCGGUGUGGGAGCUCUGGUGCUGAUGGUCCGGAAGGUCACCAGCCAUCGAGAGGCAAAUGAUAAGAUCCAGAGAGCCAGGAACCGGAGGACCGAGAGCCUACAGCGGGCAGAGCAGGCUGUGCUCCGGCACAAGGAGUCGCAUCCAACAACUGACUCUGCUGCUAUCUUGAAACUGUCCCUCUCUGAGUUAACAAAGCAACUGCGGGAAGGCUUGCUGAACCCUGAGGAUGUGUUUUACUCUUACAUGGAAAAGACUCUGGAUGUACACAAACAGCUCAACUGCUGCACAGGGAUUUUGUUGGAAAGUUUCGACCAGCUAAAAACUAUUGCCUCCAACAAGGAUGGUCUCUUGUAUGGAGUUCCAAUUAGUAUCAAAGAAAAUAUUGCAUACAAGAAUCAUGACUCUUCGUGUGGUGUGCUCAUUAAUCUGGACCAGCCUGUCCACAAGGACAGCGUGCUUGUUGAGGUUCUGAAGAGACAAGGAGCUAUUCCCUUUGUGAAAACCAACUUACCUCAAGGCUUGUUAAAUUAUGACUGCAGUAACCCAAUUUAUGGGCAGACCGUGAACCCCCAUAAUCUCCAGAAGACCUCUGGAGGUUCGUCCGGUGGGGAGGGGGCUCUCAUUGGUGGAGGAGGCUCUCUGCUUGGUUUAGGAAGUGAUAUAGGGGGCAGCAUCCGUAUUCCUGCCUCUUUCUGCGGGAUCUGUGGCUUCAAGCCAACGGCGGGUCGGCUCAGUUCACAGGGUGUGAGGCCCAUUUAUCGAGGGCAAAAGUCAGUGCUGUCAUCUGCUGGACCCAUGGCGAAGGAUGUGGAGAGUCUGGCUCUGUGUAUGCAGGCUCUGCUGUGUGACCACAUGUUUUCCCUGGACCCCACUGUUCCACCUAUACCUUUCAAUGUGCAGAUAUACCAGAGCUCCAAACCCCUGAGGAUCGGUUACGUUGAAAGCGAUGGCUACAUGCAGCCGUCUCCAAGCAUGGCCCGAGGCAUCAGAGAAGUCAAAGCACUGUUAGAGCAAGCAGGCCACACUCUAGUGCCCUACAGUCCUCUGAGGAUGGAUUACGUUGCCACUGAGCUGUUGGUAAAGGGUAUCCUCGCAGACGGAACUACCACCCUGCUACAAAAACUGGAGGGAGGCCCUCUGGACCCCUGUCUCAGAGCACAGGUUAUCCCUUACUAUCUUCCGACGUGGUUGAAGAGAACCCUCUCAUUCCUCCUAAAGCCCCUGUCUCCUCGUGGUUCUGCCGUCUUCAAUGCUAUCAGUGGAGUUAGAUCUGUUUCAGAUCUGUGGAAGCAGCAUGCUGCUGUCGAGGACUACAUUCAAGAAACAAUAGCUGAUUGGAAAAGAUGCAACAUAGACGUGCUGCUGUGCCCUGUGAUCGGACCAGCCUACAACUUCUUAUACUGCGGCAAGGUUACCCCCAUUCUUUCGUACACGAUGCUUUACAAUCUCCUCACCUUUCCUGCCGGUGUAGUUCACGUUUCCACGGUGACAGCAGAGGAUGAGGAGGAACUCAAGCACUAUAAAGGCAUUCAUCAAGACCACUGGGACAAGCUCUUCAAACAGGCUGUGUCUGGAGGCGAGGGUCUGCCUGUGGCUGUGCAGUGUGUCGCCCUGCCGUGGCAGGAUGAGCUCUGCCUGCGCUUCAUGAAGGAGGUGGAACAACUGGUCAAACAGAGCAGAGAUUAAACCGAGGGGCCACAGGUAGAGCGACAAACCUCUGUGACUUCAGGUUAAAUUUGCUUUGAGUACAGCAAGUGUAUUGUUUGUGAAAACACAAACAAUGAAAUAUGAGUAAAAGUUAAAACAAUUAAUAUUGUUUUAGAAAGAAACGGUAGUUGAAGAUUUUUAAAUCUGUAAUAAUUUGAGUUUCACUCUCCUAUUUAUCUAUUUAGUAUUUUCUGCUCUUUUUUUGAUCAUAAUAAAGAUCGACUAAAGGUUUACUGUUAAACUCAAACAAUAGUCAGGUUCAUUGGUACUUUUCUGCUUGUGUUUGACUUGGUCAUUGACGAACCUCAGGAUUUUAACAAAUCAUUUAAUUUAUAUCGUGCUUGUAAGCGCUUACGAGUCUAACUGACACUCACAGUUAUAAUUGUACGAUCUGUAGAUCAUAGAUCUAUAAUCUAUUCUGUUUUGCCACCACUGGUAUUGUUUAACAUUUAAUGUCAUACAGCAUGAACAGGAACUACAAUCCAUGAGCAAACUGAAUUCACAUUGGGCAAAGAAGCACUCCGACCACAUGCAAAGAUGUUUAAAAUAAGAAUUUAUAAUGAAUGCAGAAAAUAAUAUUUUCUUGUCAAUCAUGUCUGACUCUUUUUACAAGAACUGGCAGCCUAUUAUUUUACAAUGUCUGAGAGAAAUCAGUUACUUCGUUUUAUUCUCAGAGGAGCCAGUUUAGUUUUCAAAUGUUGGAAAUCAGCAAUAACAUACUGUGCAGGCAAGAUAUAAUCCACUGUUCCUCCACUGCUUAUCUGUGUCAGUCAUUACUCAGGAUCAUUUUUUUUUUUUAACAUGUUGUUUUUGAUCUGAUAUUUGCAGCUUUUCAAACCUGUACAUUAAAUCAUUUUAUGUAGUUUAAUAUUUAAUAAACUAACUUCAUAUAAUGUGCUGCACCCAGCAGCUGUGA